Mycena citricolor is the source of this 2099-nucleotide messenger RNA. The record is from the annotation of a GenBank genome assembly. Lineage: Eukaryota; Fungi; Basidiomycota; Agaricomycetes; Agaricales; Mycenaceae.
CAGCAUGUUUGGAUCGAUCACAAGCUCUCACAGCCACACCCAAACCGGGCCUCAUCAAUGAUCAGUCGGAGCAGGUGUGAGGCCGCCACUUGUUUGUAUUUUCACCGUCUUGGCCCUGGCAAUCUGCCUGGAAAACUUCCACCCAAUACCUUACUGUGGCCCUCCGAACCGAGCAUCGAUUUUCACCAGAAACUGUCGCUCGACAAGCCAUGUCACGUCUCGGUGGCGUCCCACAGCCUUCGUGCGACAGAUCUACCUACUUCGACCGUCCUCGCACGACAUGCCCGUAGCCAGCGCCCGCGGCCACCAGACCCACCAGUCAGACUCCCAAUCCCAUCGCCCUCCGCCGCCACAGACCACAGCGGCAUCCUCCUUCGCGUGCCACGCAUGCGGCACCCCUAUCCCCGAUCCACUCCCGCGCGUCCGAUGCCUGGUUUGCCCGCCUCCGUUCCUCGAUCUCUGCGCCAACUGCGCACUGGGCGAGCGCUUCCCCGCUGGGGGGUCGCAUGAGCGCAUCCACGCGGUGGAGGUCCUCAGAGUGAGCGGCGGGAGCGUGAAGGGGAGCGGCGUGCUGCACUUCAAUGGGAAUGCGAAGAAGCCGUUCAUGCGCAGCGCGAGUGAGCUGGCUGAAGAGGCGCUCGGGCGGGGUGGGAACUCGACGAAGAAUCGGACUGCGUCAGGUGGGCCGCCGCCUGCAGCCACGUCACCUGGAACCAACCCGCCUCGUCCAUCGCCUCCCCCGCCGCCGCCGCCCCCGACUCAGCAUCCGCCUCCGCCACCGCCACCGCCUCCGAGGCCAACCGCACCCCCGCCACCUCCCAGAAACCCCGGUCCGUCCUCGUCCCCCACGUCGUCUCUGAGCUCGUGGGGACCGUUCUUCGCGAAGGAUCUCAGCCACACACCGGUCUACGUCGAUCUGAUUUUCGCGAUCUUCGCGCACCUGGCCACGGCGCACACAGACUAUCUCGCGCCUGAAGCGUAUUCCCGGCUGCGGGAUGACAUGGGGUACGAGUGGCACGCUAACGUCUGGAAGCGACAUCUCGGGCUGCCAGGUACCGCACGGGCGGUCGAAGCGCCCGCCGACGCAGCCCUGAAGCACACGUACGAGAUAUUCGGCAUCGAGCACGUCGUGCAGCACCGUCCGCGCCCGAUCCACCUGUACUCGAAUCCGAUGCCGCUCCUCACGCGGCGCGGCCUCGGCGAGCUGAUUGCGCUCGAUCUUCUGACCGCGCCGGACAGCACGUACCCGAAACUGCGGCGGGUGCUGGACAAGUAUCGCCUCCGCCCGUUUGCGCAGUGGGGUGCGCUGCCGCGGAGCGUCGUGCCGCUGGAGCCGAAUGAAAUAGCGGUCGAGAGGGCGAAGGAGGCUUGGGGUCGGGGAUCGACGGUGUUGGUCGGGGCGGACGUCGUCCAUCUGUUGUUUUGAGUGGGAGGGUCGUUCUGCCGGGUUUCUCUUCGUCGUCGACUGCUCGAAUCCACCUGACCCUUUUGUCAUAUCCUGGGUUUUGUUGAGAUCCUCUUCUACCGCUCACACGGGUGGCACAUCAGCCAUUCGGGACCGAGUGGAGGGUCAUUGACCAUCACAUGAGUUGUUUAUCAACAUGGGCUUGUGAAAUCUGCUCAACUUGACCGACGCGAAAUAAAAGCAUAGUCUUCCGCGAUAUCUCCCCGAGCAUAUUCCAAUCCAAUCCACCGAAGUGAUUCAAAACACUCCAUCGGCUCAGGAUGACUGGAACCCAAAUAUUUAUUAAUACACUCCUGAGAUUCAGCCUCGCCCAAGCGAGGACAAAUUUGAUUGAACCAUAAAGACAGAACACUCACGACGAUUUUCAAAUUGGUCAUGAAGUGUGCCCUAACCGACAAGCUCCAGGUUGGCGUAUCAGCGAAUCUUAUCAUGUGAAAUAUUACAUCCUCCUCCACAACAGAAUUCCGCGCUGGUGGAGCCAUGGAGCACCCAAAAGUGGUUUUCACCUAGUGAGACAGAAAACAAAUAGCUUGGCCCGGGUUUUCAUGAGGACUCAACCAAAGCUGAAGUCAAAUCAUAGAGAUUCAGACAACCACAUCCGAAUCUCGACGUACGUGUUGAGCCAGGGUGCGAC